Molecule: messenger RNA, 1482 nt
Organism: Diaporthe citri
Lineage: Eukaryota; Fungi; Ascomycota; Sordariomycetes; Diaporthales; Diaporthaceae
Exons: 1
Coding region: 1-1482 (493 amino acids)
Biological process (GO): phosphorylation; phosphorelay signal transduction system
Molecular function (GO): transferase activity, transferring phosphorus-containing groups
Source: RefSeq, a predicted model, not a curated record
AUGUCGAAACUGGACUCUAAAUUACUGGCUGUGACCCCGAUCACCGUCGACCCGCUCCAGAUAGCAAAGGAGUCGCUCAAGAUGUUUGAAGUCGAGGCCCGUAGGGUGGACAUCGAUUUGAGGAUGAAAGUCGAUAAGUCGUAUGAAGACUUAGGACUGGAGUUCCUUGACUUGGAUCCAUCACGGCUCAAACAAGUCCUCAUCAACCUUCUUACGAACGCAUUAAAAUUCACGAAAUCUGGCAACCUGAGACACGUGACGCUCAGUGUCAGUGCUUCAGUCGAGAGGCCUACAGAUUCCACGUGCUCAGUGCAGUUUAUACCCCGGUCACAAGGACAUGAGUACCAACAGCCACCGAACCCGAGCGGCACCGACCCGAUAUUCGUCACCUUCGAAGUCAAGGAUACUGGUCAAGGCCUGACAGAGGAAGAGAUGAAGAGCCUGUUCCAGCGAUUCAAACAAGCAUCAGCCAGAACCCACGUCAAAUAUGGAGGAUCUGGUUUGGGUCUCUUCAUCAGCAGAAGGCUUUGCGAGAUGCACAACGGACAGAUUGGCGUGGCUUCGCUCCCCGGGGUUGGGUCGACGUUUGCAUUUUAUGUCGAGUCGCGUCUUCCCAGCGAGGCGUCCUUACGAGAAGCUCGGGCGACUGCGCGAACGGCCUUGAAGGCGACCAGCUUGCCCAUCACAAAGAGGGCCGAAUCCCUACAGAUAGGCACGGCGGAAGUCCCUCUGAAAAGUACACCCAUCAAGGCCACAGAAUUAACCGCGAAUGACUCUGAUUCCCUAGGCACAGAGACGAGUGCGGAGUCUCCCAAAAUUGAGGGAGUUUUGGUUGUGGAAGACAAUUUGAUUAACCAGCAAAUCACGCGCCGAGGCCUGGCUGACCAUGGCUUCACGGUCGACGUGGCAAACCAUGGCAUUGAAGCCCUGGAAAAAUUACGUGCCUCUGACCGAUGGCUAGGGGAUGGGCCUAUUACGAUACCUGUCUCCAAUGGUGAUGCCACAACCAAUCCAUCGUCGACUGCUCUCACAACGCCCACAACUCCGACGAGAUCAAACGCCCCGGGCAGCUCGACACUCAACCCUGCAAUCACAGUCGACUUAACGCCCACGACCACACCAAACAAGUUCCCCCUGUCGCUUAUCCUCAUGGACAUGGAGAUGCCUGUCCAGGAUGGCCUUACCUGCACACGACACAUUCGGGAACUAGAGCGGCAAGGUCAGAUCCUGGGCGGAAGCAUCCCCAUCAUCGCAGUCAGUGCCAAUGCGAGGCUUGAGCAGGUCCUCGAGGCCAAGGCUGCGGGCUGUGACGACGUGAUGAUCAAGCCAUACCGCAUGCCGGAAUUGAUCGAAAAGAUGAAGAUCGUGACCAUGCAGGCCGAGCAGAAGAGCCGGGUCCCAACAGUCGAUAUGUCUGAGGCGGUCGAAGUAGUGGACUCCACUGGUGCUGGCGGCCCCGGACCGCCGGAAGCCGCACCAUGA